GUUUCAUCCCGAUUGGAAGAGAUGUUGUUUUGGUUUUGCAAUAGGUUCUUUGUGGGAGCGACAGCGUGGUAGAGUCGUUGUCCAUUUGCGUGUCUGUGCUGGCGCCGCUUUGAUGUGGCAAUGGAUUGAGAUUCAUGCAGACCCUCAAAGAUCUCACAAACUCGUUGCAUGACAAUGCAAGUUUGCAGCGAUUGCGGGAGAAUUUGAAUGAGAUACCCAAGAGGUGGUUGGCGAGAGUUGACCAGCCAGAGGACUAUUUGCUGGGCACAGUGAAGGGUGAGUGCAAUUAUCACUUCAAGUUUCGGCUUGAAGGUGGUGGAUACUUCCAGACGGGAGUUCUGGUGGCUUCUGCAGAAGCAAGUCCUGGAGGCCUUCCCGUGCCAUUGCGCUGCAAAUGGAGACGGCGAGUUGGAGAUUUACCAGUUGAGAUACCUGGUGUCACUUCGAAUAUGUAUCAGAUCUCGGCUGAUGAUGUUGGGACCGACAUUUCAGUAGAGGCACAACCAGCAGACGCCGAUGAUGGUCAUCAUGGCAUUGUUGUCGGGGAGAUUGGUCCCUUCGAGCUUGAUCCAGCAACUCGACGGAGUCUUGACAAUGCACUGGGAUUUGGUGGAAGCAGGUUUACUGUAAUGCAAUCAAAACUUCCUGGAGAACCAGCCAGUGGGCGUCAGGACUUGAGCAUCCAAGUAUCCACUGAAGGCGUAAGAGUAGCACCUGUGCAAGGAGGCUACAGUCAAAACCGAGAAAGCAGGGAAAUUUAUGCUGAGUACACCGGAGACUACCCGAAGGUUAUCAUUCAUCCGUUGGACACGUCAAAGUUUCAGCUGGUGAUGAGCGAAGUCAAGACGUUCCACCUCAUUGCGCUUUCCCGCACAUCUCGAGAUCUCAUUGCUUUGACCAUCCGAUGCUUUCACGCCAAGAAGUUCAUGUCAACGUCCAGUAUUUUGCAGACGGUGUUACCUGUUUCAAUGCCUGACGCUACAGGUGUGAUGCCUACUAUGGACUCGCGGCUCGAUGCCUCAAUCGUUUUAGAGAGGCUCGCAAAGGAAUUGAAUCGCACCAUGCAGCAGAAAGAGGUUGCUGAGAAGGUGUUGAGAAACACAAAUCACGAGAAGAAGCAGUUACAGGAGCAGCUGAUGGAGACAAUCUCCGGGUUCACAGAGGUUAUUGAAAGCCUGCAAGAUCAGUGUACAGAUGAGGCACCUGCUCCAUCAGCUGACCGCCUGCAGGACCAGUUGCGUGAUGUCACUGCAUCCAAUCACGCACUGCAGGCAGAGUUGGAGACGUUGAGGAUUCAUUUGGAAAAGUUGGCGGAGUCACGCAAGGCAGCUGAAGCCAGAUCACGAUCCGGUUUGGGCGCUGGUCCUGAAGCACAGGUACAUCAACUGAAAGAUGAGAGAGACAUGUUGAAGGUCCGCUUGGAAGAGUUGAGCACGAACACAACAGGUGUUCAACAUGACCAGCAAGAGCAGGUGCACACACAAGAGCUGAAGCGCUUGCGGCAGGAUGUCGAGGCUCUACACAAUCAGAAGGAGCAACUAAGAAAGCACCUUCAGGACCAAGACAGAGAGAGACAGGAAUUGCAGGACAAUUUUCUCUACGUGAAAGGCCAACUCGACAAGGUUCAGCUAAAACAAGCAGAGGCCGCAGAAAAUGGUUCUUCAGAUGGUCGCAAGGAACUGCAGAGGCACCGACAAACCCUUCAGACUGUGACAGAUGAGAGAAAUCGGCUUGCCAACCGUUUGGAGAGCACACUCAAUGUACUUGAGAAGGAGAAAGCUUAUCAUGAACAAUCCGUAGAGCGAGUGACUUCAGCAAACUCGAAGUUGAUGGAGGAGAAGGACCGGAUUUCGAAAGAAGUGGAGCGACUGUCCAACCUGUACACAGAAUCUGUGAAUCAAUUGCAGUUUGGUUUGAAUGAAGCGCAAGCAGGAAGCGUUUUCAGGUCGGAUUCAGAAGCAAAUCCAGUGGAUCCGGCUGAAAUGGCUCACCUAAAGUUGCAAGCUGAAGAAUUGGAAGCGACAAUCCUGGAGAAGGAGGAGGAAAAUGAUGCCCUGAAGACCCGCAUUCGGAAGCUGGCUGUUUCAUGACGCCUUGCAGCCAAGGCCCGUCACAGCACGUCUCACCAGGACCACCAGCGUUCACCAGCGUCACCAAUGUCAAAAGACUUGUGUGGGUUUCUACGCAGCUACUCCGGCACAGAUCUGUGACGCCGUACUGCAAGAUAUUGAGAACGCACAGACACACACUCUGACAUUGGUUUUCAGUUAUCCAAUUCCCAAGUGGAAAGAAGGUGGAGAACCGCAAGGCGAAAGGUCCAA
Messenger RNA from Durusdinium trenchii, 2321 nucleotides. Lineage: Eukaryota; Dinophyceae; Suessiales; Symbiodiniaceae. The record is from the annotation of a GenBank genome assembly.